This is a messenger RNA of Diachasma alloeum, 1857 nucleotides long. Its product is annotated as zinc finger protein 59. The annotation marks the transcript as partial. The record is from RefSeq and is a predicted model, not a curated record. Gene Ontology annotation, cellular component: nucleus. Gene Ontology annotation, biological process: regulation of transcription by RNA polymerase II. Lineage: Eukaryota; Metazoa; Arthropoda; Insecta; Hymenoptera; Braconidae. Gene Ontology annotation, molecular function: zinc ion binding; RNA polymerase II transcription regulatory region sequence-specific DNA binding; DNA-binding transcription factor activity, RNA polymerase II-specific. The transcript has 2 exons.
CCGAAAAUGGAGAAAAAGGUCCAAUCGUGCUUCAUCCCAGACUGCCAGAACACCUCAUCCCAGGAGCUCCUCUACCCGUUCCUGAUCGACACAAACGACAUAAACUCCCGGAUCAUGGGUGUGGGGUCUCCAGAGCUAGUGCAGAACGUCCCAGAGGACCGCAAGAGGAUCUGCGAGCAGUACUUCCUCUGCACUGAUCACAUAAACUUCCUGGAUUCCACCCAAGCCACGGAGAAAAUCGAGAAAGCAGACGAAGAAUCAGCAGAAGACGAUGCCAAGAAAUCUGAAGAAGAAUCACCUGAUCAACUCUCCCAGCAGCUGAGCAGUCUCACGGUCUCACAGCCUCGAGAGGACCCCGACGAUGUCGACGUUGCAGGGAUGAUCGAGGCUCCAGAGACUGAAAAAUCAGAAGACUACAUCGAGCUGGAGAACAUCUCCCAGGACUUGAAUUCGAUAUUUGAAGUGAUCCCUGAGGACUUCACGAACGUCUGCAGACUCUGCGGAAGGUGCACUGAUGACCCUCUCCCGAUAUUCUCAGGGGGUAACGAGGGGGAUGAGCUCAGUCUCGUCGAGAAAAUUCGGUAUUAUCUUCCCAUCAAAGUCGAUGUCAACGAUAGCCUUCCUAAGGUGAUCUGUAGAGAGUGCAGUCAACAUCUGGACAAGUCCCACGACCUGGCGAUCACUUCUCUGGCCACAGAAGCUCUUCUGACAGGUUCAGUUUCGAAGGAAGAACUGAUGGGGAAAAAUGCUGCAGGGAAAGAUGGGGAGAAAGUUCCGGUUGGUUCUGAUGAGCUGGUUACAUCUAUUCAUGCAGAGAACAGGAAUGAGGGGAACUACUCUCAGAAGAAUGUCAGUGAUGCAGUUCAUCUCGAUUGCUCGCAGUCGUUGAUCACCAGUGAUGAGGAUGAGGCGCCUUUCACGACGUUCGAGGGAUUGAAGGUUCUGAGGACUUAUGGGAAGAAGAGGCCACUGCCUCAGGGUGCCGGCGGCUAUGCUGUUAAGAAGAAGAGGGAGGAAGCAAUCUUCGAGACGUGGUACAAAUGUAACAUGUGCGUGGCCUCCUGCACAGACCUGCAGGUCAUAAAAUUCCACAAACACCGGCACAGGCUGAGAAGACCUGUUCUCUUCUGGUGCAGCUUCUGCGCCACUGAGUUUCCCAAGGAGUCCACCUUCACCAAUCACGUCCUGGCGGUUCAUAAAAAGGAGCCGUGGGCUCUGAGUCACGCCUACAAGUGCAUCACCUGCCACAGAGUCUUCUCCCUCAAGACGACUGCACAGACUCACUACGACGCCAAAUGUGCAAUUGAUCUAGGUGAGGAGAAUGGCACCAAGAUUUGCGCUGAGCCCGUCUACCUCAGGUACGCCUACACCUGCGAAUUCUGCUGGCAAGGGUACGCCUAUGUGUCCAGUCUGAAUACACACAGGAAUCAGGAGCACCCAGAGGAGAAUCCCAGGGUCAAGGGGAUUGAGAUUAGCGAGACGAAGAGGAGGGACAGGAUCAUGGAGUUGUGUGGAAUCAAGCGUGCCUUCGCCUGCAAAUUUUGCUCCAAAAUAUUCACUUCGCUGGAGAACUUCGUGCAGCAUCGGGAGGAGCAUUUGGAUGGACUGUUCAGGUGCUCCAUCUGCAAGGGAAGUUUCUGGAAUUAUGAGGACUUCAAGCAGCAUCGGGGGACUCAGCACGACUACAAGAUUAUUCUGAGGGAAGUCAGUGGAGAGCAGCUGGACGAGAAUGGGCAGACUACUUCGAGUUCAGAGAGUGAGAGCGUGGAGUAGUCUCGGGAGUCGAUGAAUUUCUGCUCAACUUCUUGACGAUUUUUAAUGGUUUCGAGUGAACAUUGAGGCGAUUUGGGCUUUAUA